Folsomia candida is the source of this 2941-nucleotide messenger RNA. RefSeq names its product zinc finger protein 813. Bases 1328 to 2833 code for a protein of 501 amino acids. Lineage: Eukaryota; Metazoa; Arthropoda; Collembola; Entomobryomorpha; Isotomidae. The record is from RefSeq and is a predicted model, not a curated record. The transcript has 13 exons. Gene Ontology annotation, molecular function: DNA-binding transcription factor activity, RNA polymerase II-specific; RNA polymerase II transcription regulatory region sequence-specific DNA binding. Gene Ontology annotation, biological process: regulation of transcription by RNA polymerase II. Gene Ontology annotation, cellular component: nucleus.
AUUUUUUCGCAUUGAAAUCGUCCAAGACAUACAGAUGAUGAUGCCUUGCGUGAACGGUGUUUCGUGCGGAUUUUUAUUUAUUUAUUUAUACAGCGAUCCAAGCAUGAACACAUUUCUAAAUAUUUAGAGGAAAAAAGAAGAGUGAGAAAAUCUGGAGCAGAUAUAAAUAACUCGGUCUGUUUGUGUAAACUUUGCUUCCUAUGCGUGGAGGGGGCCGAUCAAAUGAAACGUUACGACUUUAGGGGCCCACAUGUGUUGUCAAUUACAUGGGCCUUAAGUACAUAUGUACAUUCUGGUGAGUUAAAGGCAUCUUGUUCAGAAGCGAGAUAAAUAAUCAAGUUAUUAAUGAAUAGCCCCUUGGCACAGCAUUCACUCAGAACCAUCCAUUUAUCCGAUAUACGUCACAACAUCGUGUGCAAGUUCAUCUUCAUCUUCAUCAGUGAGCUUUGAUUAAAUUUGAAAAAUUUGUAAUAAAAUGUAAUUGAAUUUUUUAAAGUGGGGGUGGGGUGAUAUACAAGUUUUGAUUUUAUGGGGUCCUACUCAUAAAACUAACGGUUGCGGUCACGUCGAAAUUCUCAGGGGCUGCCCACCUCGCUCAUUAAUUGGUUUGAUGAAUUGGGAAUUGUAAGUGUCUAUUUAUAUACUUUCUAAUAGAAAGUUUCUAUGAGAACAUUGUUGAAAAAAAUGUGCACUCUAAAUAUUUUGGAGACAAAUAGUCUGUACAUACUUUUGUGUUUAACGAAAGAGGAGUCAGGGAUCUUGAAAAUGGGAUUUUUUUGGUAUCUGGUGGACUGGACGCCAUAAUGUACGUAGAGACAAGUCAUUUCCAGAAAUUGAUUUUGUGCUGUCAAGGGUUCCAUCGUUUUAAUGGAUGUCGCUAUUUUUCAAGCUUCGAGAUACCUUCAACCUUCAGAGAAAAUCAGUACAUCCGGUCCACCAACAAAAGGAACUUCUCAUCUGAAAACAUCUUUGCAACACCAGAAUGUUAAGGCAAUCGCCGCGGACCGUAGAACACCGCGCCACCGGUAGUAUUCUACACACGCCGCCCCGCCAGUAAAUCUGAUUUCCUAUUUCAACACACACCAGAGGGAGCUUAUCCAGCUAAGCCAACGCUGAUUCAAAAUUUCCGCCUCCGGCGCCCCCAAAUUCACCGGCUUUACCCUCUGGCGGCGGGCGACUCAAAACCCAGUCAAAUCAGCAGCUGACAAAAGCAAAACAAAGGAAACUUAAUUAGCAACCAGAUCACUCGUCAAACGCAGUACGUUUUACAAAUAAAUUUAAACAUGUAAAAUGUCGGCAGGAAAGGGGAUUUCCACCAGCAGGAAAAAUGGGACAGGACACAUUUUGCAAGAUCUACUUUCCUCCACGGUUUCACUCGAGGUCAAAUUUUGUCCCCCGACAGGAGAACCACGUUCCUCGUGAAAUUGAUGACGGGAAUAAGAAAUCAUCCCCAGAAUUUCCCCCUUCGUGCUGUUCAAUCUGCUCCGGAUCGUCGAAUCUGAGUCGCCUCGCCCUCCAGGAAAUGGAACUUCUUGUCAAAUUCGUCCUAACUCGGGAACAAGUUUCUCUCAUUUUUCAAACAGGCGAAUAUCCGCAAAUAUUUUGUUGCAAAAUUUGCUCCUCCGCGAUCCUCUCGUUGGCCAAGUUGUCUAAAACUAUUGAAAAUGUGACCAUUUCCCUGCGUGCCGUCAUCUCCGGGGGGAAUGGAGUGUUAAACAAGCUGGGGAAAGGAUACAAAAUUAGUGAAUUGGCUAAUGGAGAUGGUGCAAUAUUGCUAAAGAAUGAAGACCAACAAUUAGCUGGAUGUCGUAAAAGAGGGCAAUUUACCGUAAAAGUUGAACCACUCGAGGAGGACCAGAUGCAGAUCGAAAUUCCCGAAAUAUCCGAAAAUAAGGCCGAAAUCCCGGAUGAAAUCCCCGAAAUUUCAGAAAUCCAGGACGAAAUGGAUGCAGCUACGAGCUCGGAACCCGUUGUCGACCCUGAAUCAAAAUUCGGGCUCAAAAUGUCUCAACCUUUUGUCGUCACGCGUAGCAAAGGCAUGAGGAAUGUCGUCCCCGCUGAAAUUUGGGACGAGUCACAAAACGGUAUAAAUUUGGUCGGUGGCCUCCCAGCAUCCAAGUUUUCGUGCAAAAUAUGUGCAAAUCCGUUUAACAGACCGAGCAAUCUCCGACGCCACAUGAGAAACAUGCAUAAUCAGGCCGAUGAUUCCGCCACAGAAACUUCAGAUGAUGUUAAGAAACGACUCGUCGACCGACCCGAAGGCGAAUAUUCGUGCCCCCAAUGUGACAAACGAUUUGGUUCGAAAACUGGGUUAGUCGGGCAUUCUCGUUCUCAUAAGAAAAUGGCUCGCUGCCAAGGGAAAUGUUCCCUGUGCCGGGAAACUUUCACCGAUUUUAUGAUGCUGCUCGCACACCGGAAGGAACGCCACGGUAUUCCAUUGGGCGUGGGGACAAAGACAUUUGCCCGUCCGGCGUGUGACAUCUGUUCAAAAACUUACUCCUCAUCGGGGAGCUUGUAUUGUCACGUGGAGAGGAUCCACUUCCGGGACAAGACGUCCUGUCCGUACGGCUGUGGGGUCGAGAUUGGCUCAGAGGUUGAGUGGGUGACGCAUUUGGAGGGGUGUGAUUCUCCAAAAAUGACUGCUCAAUCGGCGUCCCCUUGCUUUCAUUGCGACGUCCCCUGCCGGAAUAUGCUGCUCAGAGUGGUGCACACUCUGCGUGAACAUCCCGACAAAACGUUCUAUUGUUCCAAGUGUGAGGGAAGAUUCAGUAAGCGGGAGGUUCUCGUUCAUCAUCGUUGCAAGCCGAUCGCGAAGGAGUCAAGAGUCGGAUAAUUUUAUUUACAUAUUUAUACUCGAGAUGUUCUGCAAUAGUAGAUGAUUGUACAUCGCAGGAUUUAAACACAGCGGGAAAAUUAAAUAUUAGUCAGAAUUUUAGUCAAA